Messenger RNA from Capsicum annuum, 1317 nucleotides. RefSeq lists its product as uncharacterized. The record is from RefSeq and is a predicted model, not a curated record. The coding region runs from base 50 to 1132 and encodes 360 amino acids. The transcript is spliced from 8 exons. Lineage: Eukaryota; Viridiplantae; Streptophyta; Magnoliopsida; Solanales; Solanaceae. Gene Ontology annotation, molecular function: heme binding.
AACAUAUAGUUAACUGAACAUCCACCACUUUGAUUUUGUUUGUUCCAAGAUGCUAGGAGGAGUUUGUGCACUUGUUACAAUCUUGAUUUUGGCUCAAAGUACAAGUCUAAAUUCACACCAUGAAGCAGCUGAUUGGAGUUGCAAUUCCAAAACGGACAUCCAUAUUCAAGCCCAUUUCAAUCCAGGAAGAAUCACCCUCGAUGGUCAAGUUGAUGACUGGAAAGAUAUUGAUGGUUCUGCGUUUUCCAUUUUACCUGCUUUAGACCCACAUGCUGAUAAGGCAUACAAUGGUGGCAAAAUGAAUGUCAAGGCGUCACAUGAUGGCAAAGAGGUUUUCUUCGUGUUGCAAGUCGACGGGGAUUAUACAUAUUCUGAAGGAUACAGUAACAAAACUGCAUCAGUUGCUUUUAUGUUCCAAAUUGGUGAAAAUGCAACUUAUCAUAGAAUGGGAGGGUGUGAAGAAGGACCUGAUGCUUGCACGAACAAGUCAUGCAAGGGCCAUGAGGUUGACCUUAUGCAUUUCUCAAUAGGAAAGGCAAUUCCUGGAAGACUCUAUGGAGGAAACCUGGUAGACAACAGUGAAGGAAAUGGGGGUGACAGGUUUGGUCAUUUGGUUGAUCUAUAUUGUUGGAACCCACACUGCCGUUAUUUGGAUGGCUAUGGUCCGUCAGUGAAUGAUACUAGUGCACAGAAUGACUGGAAAGGAACAUGGUGGCACAGUAGCUUGACUCACUCAGGUGUUGUUAAGGAUGACAGCCCAUAUUCGUCCAGCAACCAAUCCGGUGCAUAUUAUUUUGAAUUUUCCAGGCCGCUGAGAACAAUGGAUCACCUUCAACAGGAUGCUCAGUUCACAAUUGGCAAAACAAGUAAGAUGUCUGUGGCUUUUUGGUAUCCCGUGCAUGGAAAACCGUGGCACGGGUCUGGUCACUUUUCAAUUAGCUGCGAUUGGAUACUGCUGGAUAUCUUGCCAGAUAGCUCAGAGCUCACCAAGGUGUCACAGGGAAGUCCUUGGGAUGCUGCUACAGCAUUCUCUCUUCUCUUUUCAGUAGUGGCUUUUUGUAUAUCCAUCUUUGUUGGGCAUAGAGUUUCAAGAACCAAGAACAUCCCUUUUACACCCAUGAACAAUCUUUAAUACUGUGGCAGGUUCUUCCAGAUGGGGAAAAAAAAACAAUUUGCACUUUCUUCCUAGAACUACCUAACUUGUUUGCAUUUUACACUUUGCAAUUGGAAUUCUGUAACUCACCAAGGUCAGAUAACCCUUUUGCUUUCAAGAUGAGUGAUGACGUUGAUUAGCUAUGAAGUUCAUUCUUGAUUCUA